AUGCCGGGGAAUUUGCGGAGGUUUCUUGCGGUGUCCGCGGCGGGAUGGUGCCCGGCGGGCGGCAGGUCCUUCGUUACGAGCUGCCGGGCGGUGGUGUUGGAGCGGUUCGGUGGACCGGAGGUCCUGGAGCUUCGACCGGGGGUCGGUGUUCCCGAUCUGAAGCCUGGGGAGGUGCUCGUCCGCACCCGCGCCGUCUCCGUCAAUCCUCUGGACUUGCGAGUGAGGGAUUUUUUUUUUCUUUUUCUGAGUAACUGGCCUGUGUUCCUGUUCCCCCGGCUUAUCUUUAAUGAGUAAUUACGAGCAUGGCUGAAACACGGCACGUCAACCUAAAGUAUUGUCUCUCUUGAUAACGUAUUCAGAUGCGAGCUGGUUAUGGACGUUCAAUAUUUGAACCUCUUCUACCAUUGAUUCUUGGUCGUGACAUAAGUGGCGAAGUCGCAGCAGUGGGAUCAUCAGUGACAUCACUAACUGCUGGUCAGGAAGUCUUCGGGGCGUUGCAUCCGACUGCUAUAAGGGGUACCUACACUGAUUAUGCCAUUCUCGCUGAGGAGGAGCUUACCUUGAAACCGCCUUCCCUGACCCAUGAGGUAGCAUUGCCUGUUUGGUGCUUUUCCCAUUUCAGCCAGUUAGUGGCCAUGCUUAAACUUUCAGUUUUAUCAUGCCCCAUGUUGACUUUAAGGUGACAUCUGUACUCUGAGUUCCCGAUUCCAUGCCUUUAUCUUGGCUGUGAGAAUAAUAGAGAUAGUAUCCCCGACAUAUCCUUCAUCCAACUCUCUAUAACAUUUGGUGGAGGCUUAAAUUGGGAACCAUACCGAUCCAGAUUAAUUGACCAAAACUAUCUCUUUCUUUCUUCACUGUGUCUAUCUAAGCCACAUUUUUGUCUAUGGUUGAAUCCACUUUAAUUCCACUUAAUUUGGAUGUGAUAUGCGAUUUUUUUUGUUUUAUCUACGUACAUCACAGGAAAAUGGAUGAAUUAUGGAUCCUUUUUUAUUUGCGUUUUCUUUAUUUACGCAAGAAGGAAAGCUAAUGCAAAUUUCAACUUGUUAGACAUCUGUUGAUCGCCUUGGCUAACUUUCUGUCCACACAUACUUCCUUUUUUAAGCUGGAUGAAAGUUUCUUCUCGUCUACUGUUCUUUCUACUGUUCUUUCACCUUGACGUGUACUAAAAUAAAAUAAAAUUAUGAUGGGGCUUUACAGAUUAGAGAGCCCAGGUUUUUUUUUCUCCUAGGAACACAUCAAAAGAAAAGUUCGUAAUAUUCUUUCUGUAAGGUGGUUCCAUCACAUUUCGCUCAUAAGACAAAAACUGAAUUUACUAUCUCACCCAUGGAUCCUUGCCACUAUACUUAUGUCAGAUCCGAAGAGUAGAAAAUUAAAUACAGACUUCACUGCAAAUCCGCAUAGUUGAAAUUAAGGAAGAUUCACGAUCAGCUGAGACUUGGGGUCACUGUUGAGGUUUUCAGUCUAGUGCGAUGUAUACCUAAUUUCUGUUAUUUAUUUCCUUCAUUGGCUGAGAGUCAGGAAUUUUGUACAUCUGAGCCAACACUUUUAGAUGGUAUGAACUACAACAAAAAAUAUUUCUUAUACAGUGAUGAUUGGCUUACCUUGUAAUCAUUUUCUUGGCUUCCUAAUCUGGUAUUGGUAUCAUGAACAUCUUUUAAAUGAUUAAUUCAGUGGACCGUCUGAUGCCACUUAUAUGCAAACUUAUCAUCACCUAUCAAAAAUUGUCAAUUAUUUGCUUGUUUGCCAUAUUUUAUAAAUACACUGAAAAUCGUGGAAUAUUUGAUUUUUAGUAUUUUUAUAUAAAACUAUGUGGUAAUUUUCUUGGCCCUUUCUUCUUCUUUCAUAGAAUUAAAGAAAUAUUCCUGGUUUUGUAGGAGGCAAGUGCAAUCCCUUUUGCUGCAUUGACAGCAUGGCGGGCCUUAGGCACUGCCCGAAUCAAUGAAGGGUAUGCCUUCCUAGCUUUUUGACUCCUGUUGUUUAGUAAUUCCCAAAUGGAGUCCAAAUACCAAUACUUACGAUUUCAUUUUAGUUCUUUCACUCCUUUUGUAUGCAUAGGUCCUGUUCAAAAUGAAUAUCUUUUAAUUUAUAAGCAAAUCGACCUUCCCAUUUGCAAAAGAAUGCUGAAUUCAGUCAUUGUAGUGAUGUGAAGUAUUUCCAUGUUGAGAAGUUAAACGGCAGUAAAAAGAAUAGUGGAAAGUAUUAGAAGAUAGUGCAUUCCUGGGUAAUAGUAGUUAUAUAGAAGUCACGUUUUGUUUUUCCUUUUUUGAGUAUCCAGUUGGUAUGGUUUCUACUUACCAGUCAAGAGCCUACGAAAGUUGGAAUUCAUACAUUGGCUAUGGAUUCCUUUGCAGACCCUUUCAUGGAGCUCCUUUGGAAAUGUAACUAGAGCAAAGAAUCCAAGAUGGUUCUUCUUUACAAGGGAGAGUAUUUGUAAUUUAAUAACGAGGAGUUUCACAAAUUGCUGUGUAGAUGGAGAUAUUAAAAUUGGAUUAAGGUUUGAGGAGGCAUUGGUUCAGAGCUGAUUUGUCCAUGCUGGUAUAAUAGAUAUAUGGACAAGAUUUGAGCAAGCUGACUAUACGCUAAGAUGGCCUUGAGCAGUUUCUCUCAGACUAACAGAGAGUCGUCAAUUAUUUUGUGUUGAACACAUUUUCAUGAUACACUUUUUCUACUGAGACUAACCUGGGAAAAUGAGAAAAAAAGCAGAUUAUGCAUGAAAUAGGAUUUGAAAAUUAUAAAGGACUUAACAAACAUGCAUCCAGAUUCUCACAAUCAUUAACUCUCCAAUAUCGCAAUUCACUUCGUCAACAAUUUCAAAGGUUCAUGUUGUCUUGCGUGGGCUCUUCUCUUGAAAUCUCUUUUAUGUCAACAGAAUAAAUAAGAUUAUCUACUUAUAAAUAAAGGGUGAAAGUGGUGUUUGAAAACAAUUCAUUAUUUGCAAUUUUUGACGAGUGCCUUAGUGUGGAUAAAUUGCCAAAGAUGGUGUAAAUUGUCCCGUCGGUCUUAUGAGGCACCUUCUAAUGAACAUUAUUAAUUGUAAUAUCUUGUUCUGUCUCUUUUCCUAUCCGAGUUGAGCAGGAUUGAUUAGGAGGAUCAGCCUUUUGUUUUCACUUGUGUGAUGUAUUUAUUAGAUUAGACAUGAUUGGCGGUCAGUCGCUGUUGGACUCCAUUUAUGUAGUGUUAUAGAAAGUUUCUAUACUUCACACAGAUAAAUUGAGUGCAUGUUACACAGAUAAAACAUGCUUGGCCAAAGCUGUUGGACUCCAUAACCGUAUAAUUCACCCUUUCCGUAAUGCAAAAAAUACGGUUAUUUCUAAUACUGUGCAUGUUACAAAGAUAUAAUUCUAGGAAAAAGAAAGUGGGGAGGGGCUUUGCCAUGCUCUCAACCAAUUAGGUUUUUCCAGUUUUCAUUACGUUAGGUUUUCUGGCCCCAAGACUUUUGAGGUUAGCCCUAGCCCAGCACAGGAGUGACAGUGAUCCAUGAAGCUUGGCUCAAGCUUGGCCUCAACUGUCCCAACAGUGUUGCUCUAGUCACUGGGCCAGGUGUUUGGCAUGGCAGGCCUUAAGCGUUAUCGGAUGUGAAGAAGAAGAAUUGAAUGAUAUGAUGUGGGGACGUGAGCCCAUAGUCAAGGAUUAGGUGAAGGGUUGAAGUCGCUGGUUUGGAAGAGUUGUUGAAUUGAUAGUUGAAGAUACGGAUGAAAUAUCCAAGUGGAAAAAAAGGGGAGUGACCAAUGUCAGAAAGAGCAGAGGAUAUUUGGAAUGAGGCCACGUAGGGAUAUCCUGGGGUGAUUGCUGCAUAUGAUGCAGCUGUGGAAAAUCGACUCAUGCAUGGCAUUGUGAGAGAAAAGGAAAAAGGGAAGUUCCAUUCAGAGCUAUCUGCAUUUGAAAAAGAAUGGCUAUUCACUUGCCCAGAUUAUAUAUGGGGUGGCAGAAUUGCAACAAAACUAAAUAGGAAGUUCUUUCCUGUCAGUUGCUCCAUAUAUGAGAGCUUUAGAAAAAAAAGAAUAUUUAUUGUUGUCUGAUGAAAUUUAUUUCUCGAACAAAAAGCCUCCUGGUUUGAUUUAUUUAAAGUGGAUUUAAAUUUCCAUGCUACAAUUGCAUAACGAGGGUCCAAGUGAUUCCACUGUUUUCAUCCCUCGUAUUCUGACUUCCAACACGGCAUGUGCAGACAAAGGUUGCUGGUUCUGGGCGGAGGUGGUGCGGUUGGGCUGUCUGCAAUUCAGAUCUCAGUAGACAUGGGAUGUAACGUCGUAGCUGCCUGUGGAAGUCGGAGCUUUGAACGUGUUCUAUCUGCUGGAGCUGAGAAAGUCAUUGAUUAUACCGCCGAGGUAAUGACGUCGAAGCCAUCGAUUACACUUCCAAAGCCGUUCACCACAUCUAAGAUCUGAGUUUGUGCGCAGGAUAUCGAAUCGGCAAUCAAGGGAGAUUUUGAUGCGGUUCUGGAUACCAUCGGGAGGCCAGAAACUGAGAGAAUAGGAGUUAACCUCCUAAAGAGAGGUGGCCAUUACAUGACGCUACAGGUAGUCCCGAAGGGAAGCUUUUUCAGCCCUCCAAGAAAUGCCUUCCCCUACUCACUAACAAUGUCGUCCCAUUUUGCAGGGGGAAGCGGCGUCGCUAGCAGAUAGAUAUGGAUUGGGCGUCGGCCUCCCCACCGCUACGGCCAUCUUGUUGAAGAAACAACUUCGCUACCGUUUCUCUCACGGAAUAGGUCAAGGCAGCUAAUAAUGAUCAGCCUCCAUUGCUGGUGGGUGUCUCUAUCUUCUCUCACUCUUGCUACUGCGCCAUUUUCAGGGUACUGGUGGACGUACAUGAGGGCCGACCCAGAAGGUCUCCAGGAGAUCUGCCGGCUGGCGGAGGCCCGGAAGCUGAAGGUUCCCGUGGACAGGACCUUCCCCAUCACCCACACGAGGGAGGCUCACGAGGCGAAGGAGAAGAGGCUCGUCCCCGGGAAGGUGGUUCUCACGGUGGACUAA
Spirodela intermedia is the source of this 4970-nucleotide messenger RNA. The record is from the annotation of a GenBank genome assembly. Lineage: Eukaryota; Viridiplantae; Streptophyta; Magnoliopsida; Alismatales; Araceae.